ACAUCACGUGAUUGAACACCAUUUCUCGAUUUUCAAGAUGUAAACAUUGUUACUUUCUGGAAAAUUGGAUCAAAGACAUCAAAUGAUAUAGGAAUAUAUUUUUAUAGAGUAGUCAUGCCUUAUGAUACUUAUGUUCCGUACCAUGUGACCAGGUUGUAUGUUUUUACAGUGGUGAACUUGAUUUUGAUGUUCCAUGCAUCAUAUGUUAAUUGUGAUGUUGUUGUCUUGGACAAACAUGAGAAUAGUACAGCAGGAAUCCAUUUCCCUGAUGAACCUGCACAGUUUGGUUCAGAUAUACCUGAGGACGGUCUAACAGGAUACUUGAUAUAUUUGAAACCAUCACCAAGUAACUCCUGUGUACAUUAUGAACCAAAACCACAACAAUUCACAAUUGAUCAGCCAUGGAUCGCUCUUAUGGCAAGAGCAGGAUGUAAAUUUGAUCAGAUGGUGCUUGCUGCACAAAGACUUGGCUACAGUGGUGUUAUUGUACAUAAUUAUAAAUCAGAAGGAGAAAAAAGGGAAAAAAUGAAAGGAGGAAAAGAUGCAAAUCAAGUACACAUUCCAUCAGUUUUUGUUGGUUACUAUGAUGGGGAUAAUUUAGGGAAAUAUUAUGUGUUUAAUGCCUCAGAUGGCAGGUAUCUUGUAAAGAUAGAUAAAGAAGGGUUUGACUUUAAACCCUAUUUGUUAUGGCCAUUUGCUAUAGUUGUUGGUACCUGUUUUGUGUUAAUGUUAAUAUUUAUGCUUGUUAGAUUUUGUCGUGAUCUACACAAGAAGAGGAAGUCCAGGCUCUCAACUAAACAUCUGAAAAAGAUUCCCAUCAAAAAGUUUAAAAAAGGUGAUGUGUAUGAUGUAUGUGCAAUUUGUUUGGAUGAUUAUGAAGAGGGAGAAAAAUUACGGGUCCUGCCAUGUGCUCAUGUGUACCACAUUAAGUGUAUAGAUCCUUGGCUAACUAAGAGAAAAAAGACAUGUCCUGUAUGUAAACGUAAAGUUAUACCGGGGAGUAAUCCCGACUCAGAUUCAUCAGAUGAGGACACAGAGAACGAGUCAUCAAAUGAACGCACUCCAUUAUUGAUAAGCAACAAUAAUCAAGUAAUGACUACACCAAGAAGAUCUACUUUUGAUAAUUCUGGGUUACCUGAAGCUGUAAGACAAGAAGUGACUACCGUUCAUGUACGUACUCACAGAAUAGAGGAUUCUGAUUCGGACUCGGAUGAUAAUUCACUUUACCAUACAGUUGGAGAAAGCCCAGAGGAACAUUCUAGACCAAAUACUGGAGCCAUUAAUAUCACCUAUGAAAGUUCAAGUGAGGAAUCUGAUGAAGAGAGUGACGAGGAAGAUCAUGAUCAAGAAGAACAUGCUGAAAGGGGUUCUAAUGGGGAACAUAGUGCUGAGGGUGCUAAUGGAAACGCUGUUGUUGUUGUCAUCAACAAUGAAAAAUCAGAUAAAACUGUGAACCAUGUUGUUUGAAUAUGAUAUUUAGAAGUGGUUUUGUUUUAUUUCAUUUUAUUCCAAUUUUGAUGUGAUACUCCAUGUUAAAAUGUUAGAAAUAUUUUGUAUAAUUUAUUUAUUUAUUAAUGUAUAUUAAAUUUAUGUUUAUGCAUCAUAUAGAUCACUUGCUACUAUUUUGUGCUAUUAUUUAAGCAAGUUCAUUUAUUCUUUUAAUCUGUCAAAUAAAUUCAAUACUGGUAAUUAAUAAAGUUAAAAUUUGGUCCUCAGUUAGCAUUUUCCUAGCAUAUAUUUUUUGUUAGAGAUAUUGCUCUUAUUCUUAUUUUGUAAAGAAUUGUGAAAUUAAUUUUCUGAAUCGGAUGAAAAGUCUUGGACCAUUUUAAUAGAUCUAGUUUAUAUAAAGCUAUUGUUGUCUUGAUACAAUACAAACAUGCUCAUAUCUUAUGGAUUUUAGAACAGAAACUUUGUAGGAUUACAACCUCUUUACAGAUAAAUAAUUAAGCUUGUAGAGGCACUUGUUUUUAUUGUUAUGGCUCUAGUUCAUGUUUGUUAUUAAUUUUUUUACUUUAAGAAGAUAUGAUAAUCCUUAUGAAUUUUUUGUAAGAGUUGAUCCCUUUUCAAUUUUAGUCAUUAUUUAUCCUUUCGCAGAACUAUAUUUCAUAGUGAUUCUUCAUAUUGGAGUUACUAGGUUUGAUUGAAAAGGCAAAUGCUCUUUAAACAGAACUAGUUCUAAUAUGUUAUGAUGUCAUAGUAAGAGAUCAGCCUCUAUUUUGUAAAUAGUCAAGAUCAAAGUUCAUGUGACCAAAAAGUAUGGUUAUUCUAAUGAUGUCACAGCUAAUAGCCAUAUUCUAUUAUUUGACGAAAGCUCACAAGAAAUAAUGAUAUAUAUGCAGCAGUGAUAAAUAUUUUGUAGAUAAAAUUUUCAUUUUCAAAAAUGUUUUAACUUUAAUUACAAUAGUUGUAUAUAUGUAAUAUAUGAUAUAAUCCAUACCUUUAUAACCAUGAUAAAUAGUUCUACAGUUUUAUGUUACAUUUCCUGCAGUUGUUAAUGACUAAUAUGUAAGAAUUAAAGUUUUUUGUAAUAGUGUGAUAUUUUGAUAUGUGUAUUUAUCUUUGGUAGUUGUUUCACUGAUUAGGACUUGUAAUGACUGUUGUGCAUACCUGCCAACCUCUGAAACCUUAGAUCUCCCCCUCAGCUAUGACAGGGAGACUCCCUCUCAAAACGGGAGGGUUGGCAGGUAUGGUUGUAGUUUUUGUUACAUUGAUUGUUGGGACAGGGCAUUAUAGUUACAUUUGUGAUUUGAUAAUAAGCUUAUAUUCAUCAUCAUAUACUAUGCUAUUUACUAAUAGUUCUGUCAAUGACAAUAAUCAUUAUAACAAAUACUCAAAAUGAGAAAAACACCAAUAUUUUAUUGGCUCCAUUAAUAUUAGAAUUAAAAGUUGUUAUCAAUCCUAAAGAUAACUUAUAUAUUAUUUUGGGUUAGAAAUAAGGUUUACAUGCAGUUUUCCUACCAUUUUCAUGCAGAAGCAGGAAAAAUUUAGAGGUUUGAAAAAAUAAGAACAGGUAUCAUAAAUUAAAUGAAUACAACUUGAUUCAAAACCUAAUUCAGUCGGGAUUUUGUCUAUUGGAUUUACUUAUCUCUUGGUCAAGUCAAUAAUCUGCAUGUGAAAAGUUGUCAUUAGGAUGAAGAAACAUACAGACCUAUUAAAAAAUUAGGAAAAAAAACACAAUGUGUGUUUAUGGUUACCCGACUGACACAUUUUUCAUUACAUUGAACCUUUGUCUCAAUAUGAAAAUGAAUGUCAGUUAUCUUUCUGGGCACAAAACAAUAUGGUUUUGCACAGAAUUAGAAAUAUUGGGUGAAACAAUAAAUCAUAUUGAUAUAAAGUUACAACAAACAGUCAAGAUUACAUAUUAUGAUCUUGUGAUAACUUUUCCUUGAAAAGAAUAAAAUGAAAAAUAAGGAAAAUUGAAAUGUAGAUUCCAUAAGACCGAUUUGUAUUUAUAUUUUUUUACUUAAUUGCCCUGCCAUACAACUUAGAUAUUGUUUUCUUUGAUUUAGAUAAUUGGACUAUUUAAUGUUUGAAUACAUUAGAAAAUGAUUAAAUUCAUUUAUUUAAAGUGUCAUAAUCUAGGAAAAUUCAUUUUUGUACAAUUUUCAGUCUAACAAAAAUCUUUAUUAUGAAAACUAAUUUAUUUGGAAUUGAAACUUAUUUGAUAUUUUGAAUAUGUUCAUGCUGUGCAGUUUUAUAAUUUUGCUUAAGCGGUAAAUAAUGCUUUGAUUAUACCUUUUUUACUGUAAUCGAUUACUAGUGUUAUUCUCAGAACUUCUAUAAAACAAUUUUAUACAUUCUAGUCCUUAAAUUAAAUUUGUAAAUAAAAUAUUAUGAUUACUGUUAAAUUAUUUUAUUUUGUGGUUAUCAAUAUUUGUGAGCAAAAAUGCAUUUUUCUAAUUGUGUCUUAGGUAUUUGCUUUAAAAUGAAAAAAAAAAAAAAACCCCAACUAUUUUUUUUUAAUUUUGGUGCUUUCUAAGUCUCUGGAUUUACCUACAUUAGGAAUGCUCAAACAAAACAAAAAAUUGAAGGCCAAGGAUGUAUAACUACUUGAAUAUUUGAUGAGCAAUAUGACCAAAAUGACCCCAAUAGAAUAGCCAAAUUCUUCUAAGGUCAAGUUUUCCUAAGGCAGUUGGAACACUUUUUUAGUCCCCUACCGACGAAGUCGAAGGGGACUUUAGGUUUACACUCUGUCUGUCUGUCUGUCUGUCCAUCCAUCCGUCUGUCCAUCCAUCAGUCAGGCAAAUCAACUUUCCACACUUUUUUUCUUCGUUCUUGAAGAUAUUGAUUUGAUAUUUAGUAUAUAGUUUUGCCAUGACAAGUUAUAGAUCAAGUUCGAAUUUUGUUCCGGUCUGAUGAUUUAGUCCAAAGUUAUGGACCAUAACUCUGGACCAUAUCUAAUGUUAGAGUACUAUGUUAAACCAUAUUUCUGUACAAAGGGAGAUAACUCAUUUUUUAAAAGACAUUCUUUGGUAAAUUAUUUGAAGAAUUUUUUGGCAGGUUUGUUUGUUAUUUUGUAUAAACUAAUUUUCUGAAUGCUUUAUAUAUAUAAAAAAAAUAAUAAAGGGAAAUCCUUUAAUUAGAUAAUAAUCUAUUUUUAUUAAUGUAUAUAUUACAUUACAUUGUGUAGAUAAAAAUUGUUGACAUUUUAUAGAUAAGUUACAAAUCUAUAUUAGUUUGUGACAAAUAAAAGAAUAAAUAUUUGGAACUAUUAAUUAUAUUUGAUUAUAAUUUGAAAAUAGAUAUACACUGUAUUACAUCAUAUCUAAUUUUAGUGAACUUUUAAUCAUAUCUAAUGUUAAAGUGUUUUCCACACUUUUUUUCAUCAUGCUUGAAGAUAUUGAUUGAUAAUUGGUAUAUAGUUUUAUCAUGACAAGUUAUACAGAUCAAGUUCGAAAUUUUGUUUCGGUCUGAUAAUUUUGUGCAGAGUUAUGGUCCUUGGACUUGAAAAAUUCACUCAUUUAAUCAGUUUUCCACACUGUUUUUAGUCAUGCUUGAAGAUAUUGACUUGAUAUUUUCUUUUUGUUUACACCAUGACAAGUUCUAUAACUGUUAUAGAACAAGUUAGCUUUUUGUUCCAGUAUAAUGAAUUUUUACCCGGUAGGGGACUAUGUAUUGCCAUGCAAUACUCUCAGAAUGCUUGUUCUUAAUAAUUUCUAAAUUUAUCAAUGAAGAAUUUAUGAAACGUAUGCUAUAAAUCAUGUCAAUCUCAAAGCACUGACUACUGAGCUGAUGAAUAUAUAUUAAAGGCUUCAAACUUCCUGCAUUUCAGUGCUAAGUGUUUUAUAUAGUAAACUGAAAAAGUUGUAAAGGAUGAACUAUCUUAGUUAAUGAAGUGAUAAGUGAUUGUAUAUAUAUUUAAUAGUUGUAUCAAAGUCAAAUUACUCUUUAAUCUCACAUUUUUUUGGUUUUUUUUUUAUUAUUGAACCUUAUAAGAGAACCAUUAACUAAUCUCUUCUACUGUUAGCAUCAAGCCUGUGGAUAUACAAUACUAAAAUCUAUCCAAGAUUUAAUUCAAGGAAGUUCUUGAUGAGGAAUUGUUUAUAAACAAAUAUAAAUGUAUGUAUUUGGUCAUUGUAAUAUUUCAGGAAUUCUGUUUAACUGAAAAAGUGUCUUAAAAUAAUCCUAUUUAUACCAGAUUACUGUUAAUGAUUUAUGCAAUAAAGAUAAAAAAAUA
This is a messenger RNA of Mytilus californianus (California mussel), 5677 nucleotides long. RefSeq names its product E3 ubiquitin-protein ligase RNF13-like. Bases 115 to 1467 code for a protein of 450 amino acids. Gene Ontology annotation, biological process: protein ubiquitination; ubiquitin-dependent protein catabolic process; positive regulation of DNA-templated transcription. The transcript has 11 exons. Gene Ontology annotation, cellular component: nucleoplasm; cytoplasm. The record is from RefSeq and is a predicted model, not a curated record. Gene Ontology annotation, molecular function: ubiquitin protein ligase activity; zinc ion binding. Lineage: Eukaryota; Metazoa; Mollusca; Bivalvia; Mytilida; Mytilidae.